Hydatigera taeniaeformis is the source of this 1524-nucleotide messenger RNA. The record is from the annotation of a GenBank genome assembly. Lineage: Eukaryota; Metazoa; Platyhelminthes; Cestoda; Cyclophyllidea; Taeniidae.
AUGCCCCAAGAGAGGUCAUUUCUGAGCUCACUCAAUGUUAAGAACAACCCCUUCGUUUCAUGCAGCCUACCACUGCUAAAUCAACGGUACGAUUGCCAUAUGGAAGAGGUAAGAAGGAACUUAAAGCCGAUGGGUGGACUUGGUGUACCGGAUGGUACAUCCAAAAACUCCCAAUAUCCCAAUGACUUCCCCUCCAAUAACUUCGCCCAUAAUGCAAACAACUCAGGAGCUGCAAUUAAUUGCGAAUUUCCUAAUGAGGACUUCAACAGUGAUGCAGUGAAACUGAGACUGCGAGCAGAAUUACCGCAUCUCACGAGAAAGCAAAUCGCCCAAUUACAGUUACCCUUUUACGAGACGUUAUGCCACGAUCUUUUGGAGAAUGGCUACCACUACGCCUUUACCGAGCUAUUCGCAAUCCACCAAAAACAGAUGGAGGAGCGUAGAAGAGCAGGACCGGAUUCUUCGCUCUGGACAAUUCCUUCAAUUAGUGAACAGUCAGAGAAAAUCCAUAUGCUAAGAGACCAGCUGUCGAAGGCAGAGGCGGCGACAAGACGCCAGGACAAUCACACCGUUUUCACGUGCUACCUCAGAUUGGCCAAGUUCUUCAACGACUAUCCCGAUGAACUUUGGUUGGCGGAGCACUUCUUCGAUUACUGCUUCACUGUGGCCAAACGCAUUACCGAUGAUGGGGGGCUGAAGAUGGCACAGGCCUACGAAUAUAAUGGUCUGGCGAAGGAGACUAAGGGCGACCUCCAAAUGGCAUGCUCAUUCUUUAUUCAACUCUACAACGCCACCCGUGAUAAGGCCUGGAAAGAAGAGGACGGUACCAAGAUGUCCAAAAACGCAGACAGACAUCUCGUUCGCAUCUACCAUGCGCUGCUGGAGGCUACGCCGAAAGAACAUCUCUGUGAACGCAUGGCCUACUGCAUCAAGGCCCACGAUAUAGCGUCAGCCAGUAAUGAUUGGACCUUGGCGGCCCCAGCGAGUUUGAAAAUGGGUCAAAUGUACCAAGAAGCAAAUAAAAUAUCUGAAGCCAUUACGUUUUAUCGUGGUUACUUUGACCUAUCCAAAGGCGCUAAUGAUUGGGUCAGUCUUGGCAACGCCUGUGAAUCUCUUGCACAGCUAUUUGAGUCACAGAACAAUAUGCAAGAGACGAUUCGAUACCUGAAGAUCUACGCCGAAUUGUGCGAGGAGCACUGUGACUGGCUGCAACUUUGCAAGGCAAGCCGACUGCUCGGUCACGCCUACGACAAAGCGGGCCAGGCGCAGGAGGCCCUUCAGUGGAUAUUAAAGGCAUACAAAAUGCCACACUCCAUCAAUACACCGAAUCCAGCUCAGUUCCGAAAAUAUACGGAGACCUCAAGAUUGAUGAUCGGCGUAACACGGGCACAUUGUAUGAACGUCCUCUUCACCAAUGCUAUCAUUACUGGCACCUCAGAUGCCCUGCUUCGCAUCAUUGAAUGGAAAGCAGACCCACGUAAUGAGCAGAAACUCUUCAUGAGUUUUGAAAAGAGACCCAGUUAG